Molecule: messenger RNA, 2096 nt
Organism: Cariama cristata (Red-legged seriema)
Lineage: Eukaryota; Metazoa; Chordata; Aves; Cariamiformes; Cariamidae
Gene: CCDC60
Product: coiled-coil domain containing 60
Exons: 15
Source: RefSeq, a predicted model, not a curated record
AUGCUAGUACCAGAUGCAUCUAAAAACUGCAGAGUUGAGGCACCUGUGGUAGCAAACGCACGUAGGAGCGGCAGACUCAAGGCAGCUGUGGUACCAGAUCCACCUAAGAACAGCAGAAUCGAGGAGCUGGCAGACACUGAAGUGUUGAAUCCUCGAGAUUUUGUGCGCAUUCAGGCUUUGCCUGGCUUUGCUCAAAAGGAAGGAAAGGUCUUGGCUAGAAGCAAAACAAUUUACCGAAGCAGUGAACCUCCAAGAGAACAAGUGUUCUGGGAAAACUACCGUAGGAGGCAAGAGCAAUUCACUCAGGGACUCUUCACCCCCACUGGGAAGCCUUAUCAGGAGCUUGGAGAGAUUCUCUACACAGACCCGAAGAAACUCACCCUCUACUCUUUGGGGCAGCUUGCAGAGGAACCAGUGAAAAAAGAUGUGCAGGAAAAACCACCCAAAGAAGUGGCUGAGAUUACUACUAACAAGUACUCUUUUAAUCCAGAGCCUGUUCCACCGGAACCAGUGAAGAGGCUCUCCACAUUUAGAGAAACAGGAAAGGAGCUGAGGACUCUUAGCAAAGCUCCAGCUCACUCAAGGCAUCAUAUCAAUUCUGUGAAGCAAGGUGGAGAACACUUUCCUAUACUUCCCCAAGAAUCACCGGAGAGGAAGAACACACUGAAAGCAGCCCCGCAGGCUCAGGGCACAAGAUGGAGAGCUGAGUUCCAGCCACCUAAACACUCCUCUGAUGCAGAGGAGUCAGAGGAAGAAAUAAACACUUGCUCUCUAACAGAAGGCAACCACUUGAGGAAGUCAGGGAAGAAGAAAAAAGAGAUGACCUUACGGUCUUUCACUCCUGUUUAUAGCAGUGUCUUGAUUCCAAGCCCCCCUGGAGCAAAAAGUGAACAUCUCUUCCGACAACUGUGUGCCAUACACUGGCUUUUGGAAGCUUUGACUCUUGAUUCCAACAGUUCAACACAUUCCAUAUUAACCUGUUGGAAUCCAGCGGACCCUGGUGCUUGUAAAAAAACAGUAAAAGAAAUCAAAGAGGAAAAGUUAGCAACAUACAUGUGGGAGCUGUUUAUUACAAACACAAAGAAAUUCACCUGGAAAGCACGAUACGGUCCACUUAGCAGGAAGAUAAACAAGACACCUACUCUAGGUAUCUCUCAGCUUAGCAGUCAGUCAUCUCCCUGUGGUCAAACCCCUCGUGGCAGCAUAACUUCCACUGUACUUUGCUCUGAAGACAACACCAAGAUUAGUGUAGCUUCAUCUGAUGUUAUGAGUGAGUCAGCACAAGAUGAAGACCGACAACCUCUUUUCCCUCCCCUACAGAGUGUCAUCCGGAUAACACAUGAAGAGGUGUCAAAAGAUGUCUGUAAACAAAAGGAUAAGGUUAAGAAGACUGGACUGCAACGCUGCCAUAUCAGCUCUCUUACUGAAAGCAAAUCUAACUUGUGUGCUGGUUUUGGUGAAGAGCAAUGUUGUCAAAAAUACCAGGCUUUGAAACAACUGAAGUAUUUCAGAAGAGACAUGGAAAGAGUAAGACAGCUGGACACAAGAGCUGAAAGAGAAAGUGAUGAAGAUGGACUAAACUGGUUUGCUGUUUUGGUUGCCAGACUCCCUGAGUCUGUGAAGAGUGACCAUUAUGUACAGAAAAUCUUAAAGAAACUGGAAAAAUAUGGCAAGACUCCCGACUUGAAAAUUCAUCCAGACACCUUUCUUAAGGCUCUGGCUGCUCUACAGGUGUGGGAGCUGUGUUCUCCAGAAAUUGCUGCAGCUGUGGAGUUUGUACGUGAAAGUAUUGUGCAAAUGCCAGAAGAGGAUUUCAGCGAGUGGUUUCAGACAAGACUUCCAGAAGACCCAUUGGGGAGAAAUGCUGUUGAUCCUUCAGCCACAGUAAGGGGAAACAAUGCCAGCUUAGGGUCCAGGGUAACUGGCAGCAGAAAGGAUAUUCAUUCAGGAGCCCUUUCAGCAGUGAGAAGCGAGGAACACUCUUCUGCUGCUAUGCCAGAAGGGCAGGGAAACAGCGGCAUUCAUCCCAUUGAACCAGCCACUGAGUUCCAUGUUUUGAGGAUGCCACGACAGCUGACUGUGACUCCCUCUUUGCG